AUGUCGCACAGACUCCCUCGUCAGCAAGACCGUGAUACUAGGAUGCAUGAGACGACGCCCGGUCCAGUUCAUUCCCAGCUUUUCUCGCAUUCCCAACCCCCACCUCCACCUCCGCCACAACACCAUCCCCAUCUCAACGGGAACGCGGCGCAUCCGACAACACCCCUUUCAAAUGGCGCUAGCCACUCGAGCGCCAUCGUUUCCCCGACCGCUAUCCCAAACACUGUCUCAAACGGCGUGGGGUCAUCAUCAUCGAUAGCCCACAAAUUAGCCGUUGCCAAUGAGCAAACGUGGCUAUUGAUAGGCCGAGUGGCUGAGCAGAUGACAGACUUGGACCAUGCGCUUUCGGCGUAUGAAAACGCACUGCGGCACAACCCGGUGUCCCUGGCUGGUCUCACUCAGGUUGCAGGCAUUGCUCGGAUCAAAGAGAACUAUCCCAAGGCUAUCGAUUACUUCCAGCGUGUACUCCAAUUGCAAGAAGACAACGGCGAAGUCUGGAGCGCCUUAGGUCACUGCUACCUUAUGCAGGAUGACCUCCAGAAGGCGUACUCCGCUUACCAGCAGGCUCUGUACCUCCUGCCAAACCCAAAGGAGGAUCCCAAGCUCUGGUAUGGCAUCGGCAUACUCUAUGAUCGCUAUGGUUCCCUCGACCAUGCCGAAGAAGCUUUUUCAUCUGUCCUUCGGAUGGACAAGGAUCUUGACUUUGACAAGGCAAACGAGAUACUAUUUCGCCUAGGUAUAAUUUACAAGCAGCAAGGCAAAUACGAAGAAUCGCUCGCUUGCUUCGAUCGAAUACUCCGAAACCCGCCUAGCCCUUUGGCCCAUGCAGACAUCUGGUUCCAAAUUGGCCACGUCUACGAGCAACAGAAAGACCAUGUCCGAGCCAAAGAUGCCUACGAGCGGGUGGUGGCGGAUAACCCUAGCCACGCCAAGGUGCUUCAGCAGUUAGGUUGGCUCUACCAUCAAGAUGGUUCAUCGUUCCAGAACCAGGAAUUGGCCAUCCAAUACCUCACGAAGAGCUUGGAAGCUGAUUCUUCUGACGCUCAAAGUUGGUACCUCUUGGGUCGUGCCUACAUGGCUGGCCAAAAGUACAACAAAGCAUAUGAGGCAUACCAGCAGGCUGUGUACCGGGACGGUCGCAAUCCGACGUUCUGGUGUUCAAUCGGUGUUCUGUACUUCCAAAUCAACCAGUUCCGCGACGCACUCGACGCAUACUCGCGGGCAAUUCGUAUCAACCCAUAUAUCUCCGAAGUUUGGUUCGAUCUCGGCAGCUUGUACGAGAGCUGCAACAACCAGAUAUCUGACGCCAUCGACGCCUAUGCGAGAGCCAGUGAGCUUGAUCCCGGCAACCACGUUAUCUCCCAACGCCUGCAGUUACUCAAGACUGCGCAAGCUACCGGCGGUCAGUUGCCUGCUGCGCCGGGUCCACAAGAUGUACAUCCUACCGCCUACGCCAGUGCUGUUAUCCCGCCUCCCGGACUUACUGGACCCCCUCUCCUUCUCCAACCGACUUCGCAGCGUCCACCGCCAUUCAGGACCGAUUCGAGGGGCCCUCCUAAUGAAAUCUCUUUACCACCUCCCUCCCAAGUCGGAGCUGGACCCUCUUCACCGCCUUUCCGUGGAGGUCCGCCUCCGCCUGUCGUUCUUGACGAGUCUCGGCACGUCUCCACUCAUACACCUUUGGCUCCCAUGGACGUAGACCGUCCUAUGCAUGCUCGCGAUUACCCUCCGCCAUCGUCUCGCGACCUGCCAAGCCGGGGUCCAGUGGGGCACACGUUGCUACUACAGCAUCCCGUCCCUCAGCAUCAGAUCGCUGCUGAGGAAAUGCGUAACGGAGCACAUACCAGUCAACAUGGGGAUUCGUACUUCCAGCGUCCCCGUGUACCUUCGAGGUCCCCGACGCCACCGCAGCAAGCUAGACGUUCACCAUUCCAGCCUUAUCCUCCCCCGGGGCGUCAACAAGUCGGCCCGGCUCAGCCAAGCGCUGCUCCUGCUCAGCGAUCCCCUCGAGUCUAUCCUCACAAUGAUCCAGCCCCCCGUCCAGUGGAACAGGAUGGAGGAUGGGGUCGCCGUCCACCUCCUGCUGAGGGUCGAGAAUGGGAACAUCGCCAUCACUCACGACAAAGUGGAGACUACCCUCCGCACCCGUCACAAGCUUCCUUCUACCCUCCUCGCUCCCCUGCAACCAGCAGUGCUCCACGCGUGCAUUCGCCCGAGCCCUCUCCACGAUCCACUCACUCCGCUCAUCCCUCUCGUGCAUAUUGGGAUCCCAAGCCAUCUCCGUCUACCGCCCCAGCCCAACCCUAUCGUCCCUCUCCACCGCCACCUCCCCCUCCUCAGCAUCACGAAUCUACGCCAUCUUCCCGUCGUUAUGAUCCUCGUUUCGAUGCUAGGGAUCAGCGCGAGUACGAUCGAGACCGAGAGCCCAGUCAGCACGAACCCCGCGGCGAAGCGCGAUACGCUGGCCCUCCGGAGACCCUGCGUCACCCACCUGGACCGCCCCAGCCCACACUGAGUGGUUCCGAGAGUCCACGUAACGGCUCUUCGGCUCCUGAGGGCUCAGAGAAGAGAAAGCGACGAUCUGCGAAGGAGAAAGAAGCUGACUCCCCCAUGGCUGUCGUCGGAGUUCCCGAAGCCGGCAAGAAGGAGACGAAGAGACGCAGCAGAGCGAAGAGGACGAAGGAUGAUUCGCGAGACGAGACUCCGAAGCCUGUUGGCGAACGAGGUUACAAGAUGGGGCAAGGGUAUAAGGGAGUAGGAUCGCCUGAACCGACGAGCUCGAACGGAUCGGGAUCUUCUAGGUCCGUACAACCUUCGCCAACGUCUGCUCACGCGAGACCUUCCCGGGACCUCGACGAGGAUUACGACGAAGGGGUAGCCGAGACGUUAAUCGGUUUAGCCUCAUUCCGCCCGGAGGCGGCAAAACCUACAGAUAGCUCAGCACAUUCACCAUCAGUUUCCACCGGCAGCCGACAUGACCCCUCGCCUAGACCUCGUCACCACAGGGAUUCGAUUUCAUCAACGAGGAGCCACGCUUCGCCGCCGAUUCCACCAGCGAAUUUGAAACGCCCUCUCAGCCCGGGUUCCGAUGAGGUCAGCGACUCUAAGCGGUCGCGAGUGGAUGCAGUCAAGCGAAGAGCGUCGUCACCUUCGAAUGGUAGACGAACGCCUACACAAUCUACGCGACCUUCACCCAUCCCUUUCCGCACGCAGCCCGCGACUCACUCUCCGUCAGAAGCAAGGCAAGUUGUUGAGCCCUAUCCUCCGAGCCCCUCGUUGCCCGCCGUUUUGCCACCUCACCCUCGACCAAUCGGCUCGGGACACUCGACUUCCCAUUCAGCAAGCCAGCAGAUGGCCUUACCACCGAUCGCAACACUGUCACCUGCCUCCACAGCUGCAUCGCCUCCUGCACCUUCUGAACGAGACAGGGAUGAUCGCAUGCAGGUAGACAGCGAUAGCCGAUCUAUAUCUCCUGCUGCUGCCCGCGGUAAGAUGGGCGAGACGACGCGAUCACCCAAAGGCUCUCCCGGCUCAAAGGCCGCACCGACGCCUUGA
Pleurotus ostreatus (oyster mushroom) is the source of this 3555-nucleotide messenger RNA. RefSeq lists its product as uncharacterized. Gene Ontology annotation, molecular function: RNA polymerase II cis-regulatory region sequence-specific DNA binding; protein binding; chromatin DNA binding. The coding region runs from base 1 to 3555 and encodes 1184 amino acids. NCBI's taxonomy places the organism in Eukaryota, Fungi, Basidiomycota, Agaricomycetes, Agaricales, Pleurotaceae. The transcript has 7 exons. Gene Ontology annotation, biological process: regulation of gene expression. The record is from RefSeq and is a predicted model, not a curated record.